Ogataea polymorpha is the source of this 1620-nucleotide messenger RNA. RefSeq lists its product as uncharacterized. Gene Ontology annotation, molecular function: precorrin-2 dehydrogenase activity; protoporphyrin ferrochelatase activity. The transcript has 3 exons. The coding region runs from base 109 to 1620 and encodes 503 amino acids. Lineage: Eukaryota; Fungi; Ascomycota; Pichiomycetes; Pichiales; Pichiaceae. Gene Ontology annotation, biological process: siroheme biosynthetic process. The record is from RefSeq and is a predicted model, not a curated record.
CUUUUGCCGACGUCAAGGCUGCCUCUUAUAGAGCCAUCUCUUAAAAGAGAAUACUUGGAUAAACACCAAUUAUUUACCACAGAUUUGUUAAGUUUCUUUGGAAUUUACAUGCACAAGCCUACUGGGCUGCUCAUAUGUGCUUGUAAAAACAGGAAAUCGUUUGCUCUGAGGCUCGACAGAUAUGAGUUGCAAGAUGUCAUCAACCGCUCCGAAAGAAAUGCUCUCCUUUUGUCCAGCAAGCAGAAGGAAGGAUUACACUACAUAAACUAUACCAAUCGGCCAGGGUUCAAGUUCAGCAAGCCACAUGUAGUGGUAUGGUCUGAUUUGCAGGAGGAAAUCACUCUAGAAUGCUCGAAAAGAGGACUCAAGGUAGUCUACGAGAUAUCGAUGCCUGACUUCAAUAAUAUUUUCCCAUUGUUGCCUGUCUACUUAGGCAUCAGAGAAAAGGGUAUAGAUCGCGCCUUGGAUCUGUCUCAAAAUGAGUAUAUUCGGUAUCUGGCAGACGGUGAGCAUAAAAUCAUUCUAUUUCAGCGACUCUACUCGGUACAAGAACAUUUGACUUUCCAGCUGGACGGCUUGUUGCCCAACGUGUCCAAUGCUAUUACGGACUACUUGGCGACUAAACAUCAAGGUGAUGUUGCUAUCUUUAUCAUCGAGUGGUAUCGAUUGCAGCUGAAACAAAGCACCAACUAUAAAGACGUCGAGCCAAAGGAAACUAGUGCCGACUUGGCUGAUUUCUAUGGAAUAUUCCCGGAAGUCCUUGGAGACACCUUACCGGAGGCCAAAGAGAGCGAUUUAAAUCCAGACAACGAAAUCGGUAUCACGGACGUGCAAGUACAUUCCACUGAUGACCGGAUUGACAUGUCUUCUAUUGCAAUUCCGGAGCCGCAUGGCUCGUUGAUGCUCGCGUGGCAGGUCAAGAACAAGCAUGUGCUCGUUGUAGGUGCUGGGGAUGUUGGAUUAUCUAGGGUGAAUCAUUUAUUGCAAGCAGAUGCACAGAUCACAGUGGUGGCUCCAGAAAUCCAUCCGUCGGUCCGCAAGUACUCUGAGUUAGGACUUGUCAAAGUGAUAGAACGCGAAUUCAGAAUGGAAGAUCUUGAGAUGUAUCAAGAACCAGGAGACAUCAGCAAGCUGGAUAUCAACCACGAUCGCGACGAAAUAGAGCGCAUUUCGAGCGGUCGGUUUGCUAUGGUGCUCACUUGUCUCAACAACUACGAGCUGAGCUUACAAAUUUACUAUCGCUGCCGGCAGCUGGGCCUGAACGUUAAUCUUGCUGAUAAACCUAAAAAUUGUGAUUUUUAUUUUGGCUCUACCUAUAGACAGGGUCCGUUACAAAUAAUGAUCAGCUCCAAUGGCAAAUCCCCCCGGUUCACAAACAGACUAAAAGAACAUAAGAUCAAACCCGUGUUUGAACAACUGGACAUCCGGAAAGCUAUAGAGAACCUUGACUAUCUGCGUACCGCGCUGCGCACCAAGAUUCACCCUGGUGAGUCACCGGAAGUGAUAAAGAACCGCAUGGAGUGGAAUAAGAAAAUCACCGAUUCGUAUUCUAUCGAGGAGUGGACACAAAUGGACAAGGCCCAAAUUGACAGCAUCUUAGCAAACUAUGCUAAUGUAUAA